AGAAUACCUUAUUCGCUUACCUUAUGUGUGGGUAUGCGCAAUCGUUGAAAGCUCCAAUGACCCUGGGAUGAUGUAUUUGGAUUCCAUGUUAAAAUAUGAUGAGCCGAUAAAUUGGCAGAAUUUCGAAGAUUUUAAUGCCAAAUUCUGGGCAUUACGCCUCAAUCUCUUUCGUUUAAUAGGAUAUGAGAAGAUUAAGUUGAAGACCCUUUGUAAGGGAGCGGAAUUUUCCCUUAGUUUUCCAGAUGUUGAAGUUGACUUACCUAAAGCUAAAAAUAACAAAUUGUACAAAUUACUACAUCGAUACCCAGUCACUAAAACUUACGAGAAUAAUCAAGUUAAAUAUGCAAAUAUGACGGAAGUAAGAAAUGGAUAUAUCGACCUUGAUUUACUGAAGAAUGAUAAUAUCAAGGAAUAUAUUGGUUGUGUAUUUCUUAAUGCGCCUGGCCCUCCCUGGGAUGUCUCUUGGUUUCUUAAUGAUGAAAGUUCUAAAUCUGAAAUUUGCGUAGUUCAACAAGAGAAAUUAGCAACUACUACUAAGGUUGUCAUCGACCAAGAUUUAUUCGAUAAAGAGCAUGCAAAGACGAAAGAUUGGGCUUUAUUAUUCUUAACGAAUGCAGAUCAGAAAAACAACCUAUCUAUAGUUGAUAAACAAAAUAGCGCAUUAGUAUCUAUUGAAAAUUUUCAAAAGUUUUAUGGAUAUACAUAUGCGAGUCGGGCACAAUUUGCGUCUGCAAACGAAAAUAUAUAUAUCAAUUCUGCACCUAUUGAGUCACUCACAAUUCUUGGCUUCAAUGAAGAUGAGAGAAUUAAUAUACGUCUUAAACGCAUAGAACGCCCCUUUAAUAGUCUAAAUGAUAUAAAGGAAAGGCUUGGAUAA
Molecule: messenger RNA, 877 nt
Organism: Funneliformis caledonium
Lineage: Eukaryota; Fungi; Glomeromycota; Glomeromycetes; Glomerales; Glomeraceae
Source: the annotation of a GenBank genome assembly